AUGCACAAAUUAUUCCCAAACAGCACCUUUUUCGACUUUGAGGCUAUUCGGAUCCUCGGCACCAGUGUUUAUGGAGGUGCUGAUGCGGCCGAGGUUCUUGAAGCAGUUGGCCAGAUUAAAGCCAACGACCCGUCGUCUUGGGAGAAAGCAUGGCAGAUACAGGCAAAACGAGCCGAGGCGCUGGCAAAUGAGGCACAACAGCACGGCGACCGCGAUGCUUCAAAGCGGGCUUACUUGCGGGCUGCAAACUAUACACGCGCCAGCGGUUACAUGUACGUCUCCUCUAUAUCGUCCGUACAUGAGACCGCGAUGGUUCAGGAUCCUCGUGCUCUACCCAUCGCUGAAAAAGUGGGUGAGCUUUUUCGCAAGGCUAUUUCACUGAUGGAUGGUGCUGUUCUUGCUCUGUCGAUCCCUUAUGAGAAUUAUAUGCUUCCAGCAUACCUCUACCUACCGCCUGCCAACCGUCGCAUUCCCAGUAGGAGCAAGAUUCCUGUUCUUAUCAACUGUGGCGGGGCGGAUUCAUGCCAAGAGGAGUUGUUCUUCUUGAACCCUGCCGCUGGGCCUGGUCUAGGAUACGCCGUCCUCACAUUUGAUGGGCCCGGCCAGGGCAUGAUGUUGCGGCGGUACGGGCUUCAUAUGAGGCCAGACUGGGAGAUUGUUACAGGAUGUGUUAUUGACUAUCUCGUCGACCUGAGUGCGCAGAAUCCCGAUCUGAACCUCGAUAUGGACUGCAUCUCAGUCUCAGGGGCGUCCAUGGGGGCUUAUUUUGCCUUGAGAGCGGCCGCUGAUCCGAGAAUUAAGGCUUGUGUAUCAAUUGAUCCCUUUUACGACAUGUGGGACUUUGGCACCGCCCAUGUCUCUCCCCUCUUUAUCUCGGCUUGGCAAAACGGCUGGAUAACCCAUAACAUGGUAGACAAGCUGAUUGGAGCCAUGAAGAUGACCUCCUUCCAGCUUAGGUGGGAGAUCUCGGUCACAGGCACAUUCUUCGGGUUAUCGUCACCAGCGGACAUUCUGCUGCAUAUGAAGAAGUUUACUUUCUCCGGCCCUGGUUUGAAAGGAAGUAGUGGAUAUUUGUCUCGCGUACUUUGUCCUGUUCUUAUUUCAGGUGCGGGCAAGUCCCUCUAUAUGGAUGCGGAUGACCAUACGAGGCGGUGCUUUGAAGGCCUUGUCAAUGUUCCAUUCGAGAAGAAGGAAGUCUGGAUACCCAGCAGUGAGGGACAGGGUAGCUUGCAAGCAAAAAUGGGAGCGUUGGCAUUGUGCAACCAACGAACCUAUGAAUUUCUGGAUCGGGCUCUUGGGAUUGAGAGACAACCGUUGUGA
Colletotrichum truncatum is the source of this 1320-nucleotide messenger RNA. Its product is annotated as alpha/beta hydrolase. Lineage: Eukaryota; Fungi; Ascomycota; Sordariomycetes; Glomerellales; Glomerellaceae. The record is from RefSeq and is a predicted model, not a curated record.